UAACUGCACGUAGUGCACUUUAGAUUUGUUUUAUUGUUCUUUUGAUCAAGUUCAGACAUUUUUUUCAUAAUGGCGGAAGCGUGCAAUGGCGACCGAGGGAUUAAGCUUACAGUUUUAGAGACCGAAAGAGACCAACAAGACAUGGAGAAGGAGGUCGACAUCGAGGGUAUCGCCAAGGAAAGGGCUGAUGAUAUCCUUGAAAAGACUUCAAGUAGGGUUAUGUAUGAUGUGGAUGACAUCCCACCAUGGUAUACUACCAUUUUAAUAUCAUUCCAGAAUUCAUUAGGAAUGUUUAGUGGUGCCCUCUCAGUGCCUUUGGUUGUUGCACCUUUCCUGUGUAUCUUGGAUGAUCAUCAAAGUCUGUCACGUGUCUUUGCAUCAACAUUUUUCGUUUCUUCGCUACAGACGUUACUACAAACAUCCUUCGGUGUCCGAUUACCCAUAGUUCAAGGACCAACAAUGACCUUCGUCCUACCAAUGUUUACUCUGAUGUCACUUCGAGGUGAAUGCCCUGUAAUUGGGGGUAAGUUCCCCCUAAAAUCAUUUGAUCUUCUAUGUGUUAUAUUUAUUGUCUUUUCAAUAAUCAAGUUUCAAGGAGCUCUGUUGAUAGCUUCCCUGUUCGAGACUCUUGUUGGUUUCCUAGGUAUUGUAACCCUGGUCAUGAGGUUCAUAGGACCUAUAACCAUAGCAACAACAGUCGGAUUGAUUGGAUUCUCAUUAUUCGAAAUCGCGAUCCAGCAAUCCCAGAGUCAUUGGGGUAUUUCGGCUUUGAGACACAAGGAAGACGAGAAAAUAUUAAAUCGUACUAAACGAUUCCUUUUCUUUUCUCCCCAAAGUGUCCUAAUCUUGGUAGUGAUUUUCUCUCAGUACAUGGAACGUCUAAUGGUUCCCUGCUUAUCUUACUCUAAGGAGAAAGGUUUUCACGUCUCCAGGUUUCCCGUAUUCAGAGUAUUCCCGAUUUUUCUGGCGACUCUGCUAGGCUGGCUCCUUUGUUACAUUCUAACCAUCACGGAAGUAUUCCCUAGUGACCCGGAAGCACCUGGUUACCGAGCUAGGACAGAUAUCAAAGACGAAUCCUUGAAGGAAACCGGUUGGUUCUUCGUGCCUUAUCCAGGCCAAUGGGGUGCUCCAAUCUUUACAAUCGGUGGAAUCCUAGGAGUAACUGCUGGUACCUUUGCCUCCAUCAUCGAAUCCAUCGGAGACUAUUACGCAUGCGCAAGGCUAGCUGGAGCACCACCUCCACCCGGUCAUGCGCUGAACCGGGGAAUCGGUAUGGAAGGACUCGGCGGAUUCUUCUCGGCACUAUGGGGAACCGGUACGAGUUCUACAUCUUAUAGUGAUAACGUUGGCUACAUCGGAAUAACAAAGGUUGGAAGUCGACUAGUUAUACAAGUGAUGGCAGUGACAGUCCUAGGAGGCGCUUUCCUUCUGAAAAUCAGCGCCUUCUUUGCUUCUAUUCCUUUACCAGUCGUUGGUGGAAUAUUCUCAGUUACAAUAGGCAUGAUUGCUGCUGUCGGCAUGUCAAAUUUGCAAUACGUCGACAUGAACUCGCCCCGAAAUUUGUUCGUUGUUGGCCUCUCCUUUUUCCUAGGACUCGCUCUUCCACAGCAUAUGCAAAGGAAUCCGAACCUUAUCCAAACAGGAUCCGACACACUCGAUCAAGUUCUUCUUGCGACCCUAUCAACGAGUAUGUUUGUUGGAGGUGUGGUGGCUUGCUUUCUGGAUAACACAGUGCCAGGAACAAUUGAAGAGCGAGGAAUGGAUAAAUACUGGAAACUGUACGAUAAUGACAAGUAUGCAGGAGAAUAUGAUGAAGAAACCGAACGAAAGAUUCAAAAGGAAGUAGCACGUAUUGUGAAUAAGUGUUAUGAUAUGCCAUUUGGUAUGGCCCGUCUUCGCAGCUGGUCCUGGACCUACUAUGUGCCGUUUAGCCCAACAUUCAAAGGAUUCAAUAUCCGACGUGGCUGUAAGAAACGGGAGGCAAAGGAAUCUUAGACGAUAGCGGGGCAGAUUCUAAAAUGAAAAGCUGUUUUAAAUUAAGCAGUAUACGCCUAUUUAGAUAACAAACAGUGCAUGGUACUUUUUUAUACUAAGUGAAAUGCGCUUUGGAAUGCGCAUGCUCGCGAUAAUGAUGACGUUGAUUUUGGAACAUUAUAUCGCAAUUUACACACUAUUCAGAUAUAGGACAACAUUUUAAGUAUGUAGAAUGCAAGACAAGAUACACUUAAGAAAGAGACGAAUGCGACUAAAUUCAUAAUAAACUUACAAUCUAAUUAUUUUCAUUUUAUAUUUUCUCAAACAAACAUAUUUCGUAUUCACACAGUGUUUAAAUACAAUAAUAUACAAAAGAUUCUCUUGCUGAUGUACAAUAUACAUAUAUAUCCACUAUUUACACGACUGCUGUCACGGCUGUAGCAGGAAGAAAAGGACACAAUUUUAUCGAAGGAAUCAAAUGAUCCAUUAAUAAAUGGAGUGAAAAAUGAAGAAAAAAAAAACACAGUAUACUGCAUAAGUGGAAGAUGAACACGAACGUGAAUUACGAGGUAGGAUAUAUGGAAAAAAAGAAAACAAAUAAAUUAUAUCCUACAUGAAUUAUAUCCUGUAUGCUGAUUGGUUCAAAUGGCAUCAUGUGACCAAACAUCCCGGCCAAACAUAUUCUCACUGAAGAGAUAUAUUCCUGACGUCGAUGAAACAGAUAAUGCAUCUCGGGCGCACCGGUCAGAAAGAUGACCCGACGGCCAAGUCCCGCGAAGGGACGGUGCAGGCACAAAUCCGCGUUCCGCUGAUCGCGUGGCUUUAGGAAAUGAAGGUCAGUCAGCGCAGCGCGUCAUUAAUAUUUUGGUUCAGAUUAAAAGAAAGAUAGACCACAUGUGUACAAACUAGAUCAAGAUAUGUUGUUCUAGCUUUUAAGAUUUAGGAUAUGAAAUAAAUAUACCAGGGGUCUGUUGCAGAAAGAGUUGCAAUCAAUCGCAAUUCUAAAAAUCACGAGCAA
Lytechinus variegatus (green sea urchin) is the source of this 2992-nucleotide messenger RNA. RefSeq names its product solute carrier family 23 member 1-like. NCBI's taxonomy places the organism in Eukaryota, Metazoa, Echinodermata, Echinoidea, Temnopleuroida, Toxopneustidae. The transcript has 11 exons. Gene Ontology annotation, cellular component: membrane. Gene Ontology annotation, molecular function: transmembrane transporter activity. The coding region runs from base 70 to 1995 and encodes 641 amino acids. The record is from RefSeq and is a predicted model, not a curated record. Gene Ontology annotation, biological process: transmembrane transport.